Cynocephalus volans (Philippine flying lemur) is the source of this 2892-nucleotide messenger RNA. It is a transcript of the gene SLC5A5, whose product is annotated as solute carrier family 5 member 5. The record is from RefSeq and is a predicted model, not a curated record. Bases 1 to 2892 code for a protein of 963 amino acids. Gene Ontology annotation, biological process: iodide transmembrane transport; thyroid hormone generation; sodium ion transport. The transcript has 19 exons. Gene Ontology annotation, molecular function: sodium:iodide symporter activity. NCBI's taxonomy places the organism in Eukaryota, Metazoa, Chordata, Mammalia, Dermoptera, Cynocephalidae. Gene Ontology annotation, cellular component: extracellular exosome; membrane.
AUGGCCAUUGCUCCAGCAGCUGUCUUGGGCGGAGAAGAAGCCACACAGGAGAGGCACAGGAGCUCCAGUAUGCUGGGCCUGAAGGAGGGUGUGGUGCUGUUGGGCCAGGAGAGCAGUGCCAGUGGGAAGUCCCCGUGCACUCUGAGCCUUAGUUUCUUCCUCUGUGGAGAGGGUGGUGAUCCUGCAGGGCUGCAGGAGGGGGAGGGCAUCAGGAGGGAGAAGAGCAGCCACAAGCCCUAUGCAGAGCAGACAUCGGGCGCUUGCUGGAGAGAAUGCCCGCUGAAUGGAGCCCCAACUGUCAAAGAGCUGAGCUGUGGGACCAGCCAGAGCAAACCCCUGGAGCUGAGGGGAAAUAGGCCUAUCCGUGUGGCUGUGGGUGGGGCAGAUGAGGGGCUGACCAGGGAGGGCCUGGAUGGUAGGCUGAGGUCAAGAGAAGGCCAGGUUCUGCCUGGACUCACCCGGUUAGCCCAACAUAAAGCGCUUAGCCCAACACAAGCGAGGGCAGGAAGCCAGGAGCCCCUCCCACUUCAGCAGCUGAGGCGCUCCCAGGUCUUGUUCCUGGGCAUGUCAAGGUGUCAGGUGUGGGACGUGGGCAGGGCUGAGAGCCCUCAGGGGGAGACAUUGAGAACCUCCCCCACCUACCCACACUCCACCUCUGCUCCUGAGGACCAUGAGGGCAAGGGCAGUGCCAAGGCAGGACGGGACAAGUGUGGGCCCCAGGAGACCCCAGACCCAGAUUCUGAAACCAAAAGAGACCAUCUGAGAAUCAUAGAACCUGAGAACCACACUUGGGAUCCUCAGGACUUAGGUGCCCCAGCAGCAGGCAAGGAACGGGGACAGACUUGUGCGUGGCCUCCUGCGCCCGAGCAUCCUCCCGCCGCCCGCCCCGUCCUGCCCCCUCGGCCGCGGCCAGCUUCCUCGGGGUGGCCGGGAGGGCCGAGGACGUGCUCGGCCGUCGCACCUGCACUCAUGGAAGUCGCAGGGGCGCGGGCCACGUUCGGAGCCUGGGACUACGGGGUCUUCGCCCUCAUGCUGCUGGUGUCCACCGGCAUCGGGCUGGGGGUCGGGCUGGCUCGGGGCGGGCAGCGCAGCGCCGAAGACUUCUUCACGGGGGGCCGGCGCCUGGCGGCCCUGCCCGUGGGCCUCUCGCUGGCCGCCAGCUUCAUGUCGGCCGUGCAGGUGCUGGGCGUGCCGGCCGAGGCCUACCGCUACGGCCUCAAGUUCCUCUGGAUGUGCCUGGGCCAGCUGCUCAACUCCCUGCUCACUGCCGCCUUCUUCCUGCCCGUCUUCUACCGCCUGGGCCUCACCAGCACCUACCAGUACCUGGAGCUGCGCUUCAGCCGCGCGGUGCGGCUCUGCGGGACACUGCAAUACCUGGUGGCCACGGUGCUGUACACUGGCGUCGUCAUCUAUGCACCCGCGCUCAUCCUGAACCAAGUGACCGGGCUGGACAUCUGGGCGUCGCUCCUGUCCACCGGAAUUAUCUGCACCUUCUACACGGCUGUGGGCGGCAUGAAGGCUGUGGUUUGGACUGAUGUGUUCCAGGUGGUGGUGAUGCUGACUGGCUUCUGGGUCAUUCUGGUCCGUGGUGCCAUGCUCGUGGGUGGGCCCCGGCAUGUGCUCAGGCUCGCCCAGAACCACUCCCGGAUCAACCUAAUGGACUUUGACCCAGAUCCACGGAGCCGCUAUACAUUCUGGACAUUUGUGGUGGGUGGCACCUUGGUGUGGCUCUCGAUGUAUGGUGUGAACCAGGCACAGGUGCAGCGCUAUGUGGCCUGCCGCACGGAGAGGCAGGCCAAGCUGGCCCUGCUUAUCAACCAGCUGGGCCUGUUCCUGAUCGUGUCCAGUGCUGCUGGCUGCGGUAUCGUCAUGUUUGUAUUCUACAACGACUGCGACCCUCUCCUCACAGGUCAUAUCUCUGCCCCAGACCAGUACAUGCCCCUGCUGGUGCUGGACAUCUUCAAGGACCUGCCUGGCGUUCCCGGGCUCUUCCUGGCCUGUGCCUACAGCGGCACCCUCAGCACGGCUUCCACCAGCAUCAAUGCCAUGGCUGCCGUCACCGUGGAAGACCUCAUCAAACCGCGGCUGCCGAACCUGGCACCCCGGAAACUCGUGAUUAUCUCCAAGGGGCUCUCACUCGUCUACGGCUCGGCCUGUCUCACCGUGGCGGCUCUGGCCUCACUGCUGGGGGGCGGAGUCCUCCAGGGGUCCUUCACCGUCAUGGGGGUCAUCAGCGGGCCCCUUCUCGGAGGCUUCAUCCUGGGAAUGUCCCUGCCCGCCUGCAACACGCCCGGCGUCCUCUCAGGACUGGGCGCGGGCUUGGCGCUGUCACUGUGGGUGGCCGUGGGCGGCACGCUGUACCCGCCUAGCGCGCAGACCAUGGGGGUCCUGCCCUCUUCGGCUACCGGCUGCGUGGCUCCCUCAGCCAACGUCUCUGGCCUUCUGGACCCCCUCCUCGCUGCCAACGCCUCCAGCAGGGCCCCCAGCUCCGCGUUAGACCCCGGCCGACCCGCCUUAGCUGACAGCUUCUACGCCAUCUCCUACCUCUAUUACGGUGCCCUAGGCACGCUGACCACCGUGCUGUGUGGAGCUCUCGUCAGCUGCCUGACGGGUCCAACCAAGCGCAGUGCCCUGGGUCCUGGGUUGCUGUGGUGGGACCUCGCACGGCAGACGGCGUCAGUGGCCCCCAAAGAGGAAGUGGCCAUCCUGGAUGACAGCUUGGUGAAGGGUCCUGAAGAACUCCCCCUUGGAACCAAGAAGCCCCCUGGCUUCCUGCUCACCGAUGAGGACCAUCUGCUCUUCCUGGGGCAGAAGGAGGUGGAGGAUGCCGGCUCCUGGACCCCGGGCAGUGGACAUGAAGAUGGUCAUGACCAGCGGGAGACAGACCUCUGA